This is a messenger RNA of Momordica charantia (bitter melon), 1862 nucleotides long. RefSeq names its product Exostosin family protein. The record is from RefSeq and is a predicted model, not a curated record. Gene Ontology annotation, molecular function: glycosyltransferase activity. Lineage: Eukaryota; Viridiplantae; Streptophyta; Magnoliopsida; Cucurbitales; Cucurbitaceae.
UGAAUUGGAGCAAUUUCACAUCAGCGCUAAGCAAACAGAAUUUUGGAAGUUGAAGGGCAGCGCCGCGCCAUGCGAGGGAGGAACUUGGGAUCUUCUUCAUCAAUGUCCAUUUCCAUGUCCGCCCACAUCCAAAGAUCCAACCGAUCUCCACUUCUACUCUUCACUCUCUCUCUUCUCGCCAUUUCCGUUCUCUUCAUCCUCGUAUCUCUCUCCCCUUCGAAUCCCAAUCCGCCCCCUUUCCGCGAUCCAAUUUCGUCUCACAAACCCCCCGAGACUUCGUUCGUCACCUCACUCGAAGAUUUCCUUGCUUACAAGGCUCCAAAAUCUCCUCCGCUUCGCGAUGACACGGCUCCUGAGGACGGAGAUGUUGAAGACGCGCCGAGGAGGCUCGAUGAGGCAAUUUCUGAGGCAGAAAUGGGGCGGGCGGUUGGAGAUCCUUAUUAUCCUUUGGGAUCGCCUGUUCGAGUUUAUGUUUAUGAUAUGCCGUGGAAGUUUACAUACGAUUUGCUAUGGUUGUUUAGGAAUACCUACAGAGAGACCUCUAAUCUCACCUCCAAUGGCAGCCCCGUGCACCGCCUUAUUGAACAGCAUUCUAUUGAUUACUGGUUGUGGGCCGAUUUAAUUGCUCCAGAGUCAGAGAGGCUCUUAAAAGGUGUAGUGAGGGUUCAUCGGCAGGAGGAAGCAGACCUCUUUUAUAUCCCCUUCUUCACAACUAUCAGCUUCUUCUUGUUGGAGAAACAACAGUGUAAAGCACUUUACAGGGAGGCUUUAAAGUGGGUGACAGAUCAACCUGCAUGGAAACGAUCGGAAGGAAGGGAUCAUAUACUUCCAGUCCAUCAUCCAUGGUCUUUUAAGACAGUUAGAAAAUCUAUGAAGAACGCCAUUUGGUUGCUACCAGAUAUGGACUCUACAGGAAACUGGUACAAGCCCGGGCAAGUCUAUUUGGAAAAGGACCUUAUCCUUCCCUAUGUUCCAAAUGUUGAUUUGUGUGACAGCAAAUGCUUAUCAGAUGCGCAAUCGGAGAGAAGCAAACUGCUCUUUUUCCGUGGUCGGCUCAAAAGAAAUGCUGGAGGAAAGAUAAGGUCAAAACUUGUUGGAGAGUUAAGUGGUGCAGAUGGUGUAGUAAUAGAAGAGGGAACAGCUGGAGAAGGAGGGAAAGCAGCAGCUCAGGCUGGAAUGCGCAAGUCUAUCUUUUGCUUAAAUCCUGCUGGCGACACUCCAUCAUCUGCUAGAUUGUUUGAUGCCAUUGUCAGCGGUUGCAUUCCUGUCAUUGUUAGUGAUGAAUUGGAGCUUCCAUUUGAAGGAAUACUUGAUUACAGAAAGAUUGCGUUAUUUGUUUCCUCUAGCGGUGCUCUAAAAGCAGGAUGGCUUUUAACAUAUUUGAGGAGUGUUAGUGCUGCUGAUAUCAGAAGACUGCAACAAAAUCUUGCCAAGUUGUCAAGACAUUUCCUCUAUUCCAGUCCAGCUCAACCCAUGGGUCCAGAAGACUUGGCUUGGAAAAUGAUAGCAGGUAAGUUGGUGAAUAUAAAGCUUCAUACGAGGAGAUCGCAGCGUGUAGUGAAAGAAUCCAGAAGCAUUUGUACUUGUGAUUGCAGGCGUGCAAAUUUUAGUACCUCCACUUCUCCUUCCUUGUGAUUUCAACUGAUCGCAGAGCCAGUGGUUCCGAUUGGGACCAAAGAUUACUCCAAAAACUCCAAGGUUUGAGCUUCAUAGGGAAGAAAAUUUUUAUUUUCCUCUCUCUCUUAUUUGUUUCGUCGUGGGAAUUUGUAGUGAAUGACUGAUCAUUUUUCAAUAUUUUUUUGCUUUAGAAUAUCAUUUUUUAAAAUAUUUGCGGAAUAUUAUAGUUUCAAGCUCGUGAUCGA